This is a messenger RNA of Solanum verrucosum, 1008 nucleotides long. RefSeq lists its product as uncharacterized. Lineage: Eukaryota; Viridiplantae; Streptophyta; Magnoliopsida; Solanales; Solanaceae. The record is from RefSeq and is a predicted model, not a curated record. The transcript has 2 exons. The coding region runs from base 1 to 1008 and encodes 335 amino acids.
AUGGUUGAAUAUGACCGGAAUUCAAAUAUCCUAUCCAAGGAUUGGAUGGAUUUAGCAAGGUAUAGCAAAUCGUAUAUUGAUGGUGUUGAAUCAUUCCUAGAUUUUGCUUACUCUUAUGGAGAUCCUCAAGGAGAGGAAAUUCAGUGUCCAUGUGCAAAAUGUUGUAAUAUUCGUUGGACUCGAAGGAAUGUAGUGUAUGAUCAUCUAAUAUGUUAUGGAUUUGUUAAAGGUUAUACUAGAUGGAUUAAUCACGGGGAAUGGGAUAUCAAGUUGAAUGUUGACGAUGAUAUGGAUUACUCGCAUAAUGAUAUUUAUGGGUUGCUGAAUGAUCAAUUUAGAGAUAUUGCACAAGCUGAAGGAGUUUAUGAUGGUCCAAAUGAAGAUGCCAAGAAUUACUAUAACUUAGUUGAAGAGGCAAGCCAAGAAUUAUAUCCUGGUUGUACAGGAUUCUCUAAAUUAUCAUUCACACUUCGCUUAUAUUUGUUGAAGUGUCUACAUGGAUGGAGCAAUGAAUCAUUCACUUCUCUUUUGGAGUUAUUAAAAGAGGCGAUGCUCGAGUUGAACAUUCCUCCGUCUUACAAUAAAACCAAGUCUAUGGUUAAGAAUCUCGGUCUUGAUUAUGAGAAAAUUGAUGCAUGUCCAAAUGAUUGCAUGUUGUUUAGGAAUGAUCAUAAGGAUGAUGAAUUUUGUCAUACUUGCGGAGCUUCACGAUAUAUUAAAAAUCCUGAAAUUGAUAGUGAGGUUGAGCCUUCUAAAAAAUCACAUCGAGUUUCAGCAAAGACUUUGAGACACUUUCCAUUAAUUGCUAGACUCAAAAGGUUCUUUAUGUGCUCAAACACGGCAGAUUCUUUGAGGUGGCAUGACGAGGAGCGUUCUAAAGAUGGAAAGUUAAGGCAUCCUGCAGAUGGUCAAGCAUGGAAAGAUUUUGAUAGGUUGCAUCCAGAUUUUGCACUAGAUUCUCGCAAUGUGAGACUUGGAUUAGCAAGUGAUGGGUUCAAUCCAUUUUGA